Molecule: messenger RNA, 1956 nt
Organism: Aspergillus uvarum CBS 121591
Lineage: Eukaryota; Fungi; Ascomycota; Eurotiomycetes; Eurotiales; Aspergillaceae
Product: SGNH/GDSL hydrolase family protein
Exons: 2
Coding region: 1-1956 (651 amino acids)
Molecular function (GO): hydrolase activity, acting on ester bonds
Source: RefSeq, a predicted model, not a curated record
AUGAUGAUCCUUAUCCUCCUCCUGUGUCUUCUAGCGAGUCACGCGGUCUCAUUGACGUUAUCAGAUUCAGUUUACAAUGUCACUGUUCAUGAACACGAUCGCCCUACCAUCUCACCUCACGAUUUCACUUGGGUUAAGAAGUGGGCAGCGGUCGGAGACAGCUAUACUGCUGGGAUUGGUAGUGGCAGACUCUGGACUGAGCGUGCCGAUGACCGCAAAUGUUCUCGCUACGAUCAGUCCUACCCGGGUCAGCUCAAGCACGUCUUUGGCCCUCAGGUGAAGCUUUUUGAGUACAAGGCCUGCAGUGGAGCUCGAACGGGGCAGAUCUUCGAGCAGGCCAGGAGUCUUUCCACCGGCCACGACGUGGUGGUCAUCAGCGCUGGAGGGAAUGAUCUAUGCUUGGCCGAUAUCAUCAAGACCUGCAUUUUCCUACCUGUUCAGGGCGAAGACAAAUGCCAGGAGGUCCUGGACCUGGCGCAGCACAACAUUGACACCAUCCUGAAGCCCAACAUCCGUGAGAUUAUCGAUAUACUGAGGUACAAGCUCAGCUACAACGGAAUGAUUGUCUGGGUGCUGUACGGCCAAUUCUUCAACCUCGAGAGUGAGGAGUGCGCCACACACCAGGAUUGGUCUUUCCCCCGUCUGGGGGUGGUCAGUGGGCUGCCUCUGACGAUUGAGCGUCGGCGCAAGUUCAACCAGCUCGUCAUCAACAUCAACAAGGCAAUCCGGGAGACGAUUCUUGGCGUCCGUGGGCAUGUGUACCAGAAUCCCUACAUCCGGAUCGCUGAUUGGGACGCUUUUGUGGGGUACGGCAUGAGAGGACAGUUCUGUGUCCCUGGCACGACGGGCGAGUACCCCGACCCCAGACAGCCAUACUUGCAUUUCUUCAAACCAGACACCGCAGUUGAUGGACAUCAGGAGCUGCGCAAGAGAGAAGUGGAAGCUAUAGUGAAUCUGCAUUUCGAUGACACCCCCAGUCUGCUGGCCGGCGAACUGCGCCCCAUGCUGGGAAUCAACACCACUAACACCACCACCAACCUGACCGAUCUUGCCCGCGUCGAAGCCGAGCUGAUCGAGCGUAGCCUGCUCCUUAAACCCCGCGACCCGUCUCCCCCCAACUGCCCGGCCGACGUCGGCUCCAUCAAUGUCGGCCUCCCCGAUGGCUGGGGCAAAUUCUUCCACCCGAACGAAUUCGGUCAUAAGACCAUCGCCUCGUUUGUGCUCAGCGAGAUCGUUGCGCAGCGCGCCGUGAUCAUGCAGGCCGCGAACCCGAUGUGCCAGACCAUGGACAACAUCUUCAAAUGCUGGCAGCCGGAUGGCCGCAAGGACUAUGCCUCUCCCGACCUAAUGAAUGCCAACUACAAGACCUUCUGCACGGAGUUCCAGCCGCCCACCAGCUCGCACGAGCGCGAGUGGAGCUCGGAGCGCUGGUUCGAUGAGCAGACGCCCGACACACACUGGUUCCGCCUGACCCUGCGCAACGGCGCCAAAUUCGACGUGCACCAGUGCCUCGAGAGCUUCGAUCGCGUCAUCAACUCGUGCGACGGCAACGACCCGGAGCACAACCCCCUAAACUGGAAGUUCGGCGGCCGCUGGGUGCGCGGCAACUACAUCUACGAGGUCAACGUGAUGAACUCAUUCAAGCGGCCCUGGUCCGUCAUCCGCGAGGUCGACGGCAGCUGCCACAGCAAGUACCGCGGGCUCUGGGACUCGUACUGGAUCCGGGGCCGCGGCUGGUCCACGGGCGACUUUGGUCAACAAUCGUUGCUUCCUAACGCCAAGUCUUGUGUCGGGGGCGGGGUCACGGCCUGGGACUUUAAGUAUCUCAAUGGCGCAGAGGAGAAGGAUGGCAUGGAGUGGGAGGUCUUCUUCCGCACCCCGAUUUGGUGCAAUCCCAGGUGCUUUGGCAAUAAUGCUGUGCAGCGCGCAUCCGGGGGGUUCACUCAUGGGUGUUAG